AAAGCAGAGACAAGAAGUCCUGGAACAUUAAACCGUUUUGAUAUUGUUUGCGGUAACAGCUGGGGAAGCCGUCUCCUUUAAUAGAUUAUUCUUCUCGCAAUGCAAUGGCAACUGCUUUGAAGAUAUUGUUUUAUUUAGGGCCAUAAAUCCGCUCACUGGGCGAACCUGCGCUGCACCUUAACCUCUGAGAAAGUGAAGUGGAAGAGCUCUGACUGUAUUGUUUGUCUCAAUUUUGGAGAGGUAGGUGAAUCCCGUGCCGGGGCCCUUUUUGAUGUGGAUGGCUUCAAGCAGGUGUUAUGGAUCUACAGUAUUUCCUGAGCUGGAAAGUUUCCCUGCUGCUUCUCUUGGUCCCAUGCAGGCUCCAGUGUAUGUCCGUGCACAUCUUCGGUAAGCAGCCAGUGUAUAUGAUGCCGAAGGAUGACCUGGUUCUGAAAGCUCUGAUCGAGCAUGGACCCCUGGAAGAGAUCGCCUCGAUAACUUGGGAGCGAGAGCUCGAAACUGGGAUCCCGCCGGAGACAGUGACACUGGCCAAGUGCACUGGCAGCAGUUUGAAAUGUGCUCCUAUGAAGCCGAAGGUCCAUGUGAACGUAGAGCUGCAGGAGGCCAAGCUGCAGGCCACGCUGCAGAUUAGUGACUACAAACAAGAGGACAGCGGCGUGUACGCAGUGACAGUGACGGAUCACGCGGGGAAAAAUACCACCGCACACUGCAUCGUCAGGAACUACGAGCCGGUGCACCACGUCUCAGUCAGCAUCAAUGAGUCUCACUCCUCGCUGGUUUGUGGCGAGGCCUGGGGGACCGACCCGCACUUCAGCUGGCUCCAUGAGAGAGUCGCCAUCACCAAGACGGUGGGAAGCAUCUCCAAAGAUGGAACGACGCUGUUUGUGACCAUCACCCCGAUCUGUGGCCACUUCACCUGCUUGGUCAGCAACAAAAUGGGCGACAGUUCUGCCACUUACACUGCAGCACCUUGUGAGACAGAGGGCAGAGGCACAACGGCGGCUGUAGUGAGUCUCCUCCUCCUGCUGCUGCUGCUGUCUGGAGGAGUGCUGGCAUUUCUGCUGUGGAGGCGACACAGGCACAGCAACAGAGGGGAGAGGCUGCAAGAGCGUUUCGAUGACACCAUCUGAGAAAAGAAGAAAAGGCCAAAGAUGCACUUCUGUUCCUCAGAAAGGAGAAUAGGAAAUAGACUGUGAGGUUGCAACUUCCUGUCCUGCAAGCAGUAUGACCUUAAACAGCAUUGGAACAAUGUGACGAGUGAACUGCUUGUUGGCAAAUCAUUAAAAUAAAAUCUAAAAAUGGAUAUUCAGCAUGAAGAGCCAGCAAUGUCUUUACACUGCCUCCUGCAGGGCUGCACCUGAAACUGUGUAUUUAACAAGGUAUUCUUUUUUGUAUGCUUGUAUCAGCUAUGCAUUGUAUUUUAAAAUGUAUCUUCAGAUGUUACUUUCAUAAUAAAAUCCCUUUUAAGAAUGUGACAAUGAGGAUUGAAUUG
This is a messenger RNA of Centropristis striata (black sea bass), 1492 nucleotides long. RefSeq lists its product as uncharacterized. The record is from RefSeq and is a predicted model, not a curated record. The coding region runs from base 297 to 1130 and encodes 277 amino acids. The transcript has 6 exons. NCBI's taxonomy places the organism in Eukaryota, Metazoa, Chordata, Actinopteri, Perciformes, Serranidae.